GGGCACUGCGGGAAACUCUGCCCAGUGUAUGCUUUGCAGAGCACCCCAGCUUCUGAAGCGUUGCCUGGUGAAGCUGGAAUCGGAGGAAGAUAACGCCAGCCCCUCCUGGUCCUACAAAGGUACUCCUCAGCUCUGGGGCAAGCUGCUCCCAACAGCGAACUGAGGGGUACGGCCCGCUGCCCUGCUAUGGCUCGCUGGCAGAGGGGACUGCCCCUGGCUCCUGGAGGCCUCCUGCCAAAACCAACCCCCACCCAUCCAAACUGAUUUAACGCAGAACACAACGCUUGCUUUUCGCAUUUGCUCUCCUGUGCUUCUGCCUUUAAUGCUCCUAGCUCCUAGCCUGUAAAAGCUAGAAACUUUCUGUGUGUGAAAUAAAAGGGAAGGAACCGCCGUUUUGUUGCGUUUCCAGAAGCUGUCCUGAUACCACCAGAUACCAUCAGGCCCGCAGCAGAACCACAAAGCCCGAUAACAAAACUCUUGCAGUGUACAUACACGCCAGCUAACACAGCCCUGGCCCCGUAGGGUUUACACACCUCAGCGCUCGUAAACGGUCUCCCCGAGCCUGACGGGACAAGUGUCGAGGCUUCAGGCAAGCAUCAGCACCGAUGGCAGCAUCCUAAAACAUUAAAAAAUGGUGUGGGAGGAAACUCUAGUCCUAAAAAUAUCAGUCACUGGUGAGCGCCUAGGAGGGAGCUGUGCACCCGCUGCUUCGUGUUUUGCCUCUCGCCUUUCACGGGCUUCGCUUCUGCCUGGUGCUGAGCUCUGCCACCGCACCGGGCUAACAGCCUCCUGCGUCUGCCCAGGGCUCGCCGGCUGCCUCUGCCCCUGCGGGAAAGAUGGGAAAGGGCUACAAGGUGGUGGUUUGUGGAAUGGCCUCAGUGGGAAAGACUGCGAUUUUGGAGCAGCUUCUCUAUGGAAAGCAUACUGUUGGCUUAGAAGAGGGUGCCACAAUGGAAGAUGUAUACUUGGCGUCGGUGGAGACAGACCGAGGUGUGAAGGAACAGUUACGGCUGUAUGACACCAGGGGUCUGCAGGAAGGCAUAGAAUUGCCAAAACACUAUUUCUCUGUCGCCGACGGCUUCGUUCUCGUGUACGCCGUGACCAGCCUUGAAGCUUUCCAAAGAGUCGAAAUGCUCAAAAAGGAGAUCGAUGUCUUCAGAGACAAGAAGGAGGUAACAGUUAUUGUCUUGGGAAACAAAACUGACCUCCUGGACCAGAGGCAAGUGGAGACAGAAGCAGCACAGCAGUGGGCAAGGGCUGAGAAAGUGAGACUGUGGGAAGUGACGGUGACAGAUCGGAAAACACUGCUUGAGCCCUUUACCUUCUUAGCUAGCAAACUCUCCCAGUCCCAGAACAAAUCAACAUUUCCCUUGCCUGGAAGGAAGAACAAAGGGAAUAACUGUGAUAACUAAGCUACCUUAGCACUGUCUGCUGCUGCCAGGUCACAGCCUAAGUCCUUUCGGUAACAUUUGCUUCUCACAGUUUCACUUAAAGCAAUAAUCUCAUUCAGCAAUAAAAUCGGCAAGCUUAUGGCUGAGGUAUCCUUCCCUCUCACGGACUUAGCUUGAAAAAGUCAAUGGUGGUAAAAGCCUUAAAAAGCACUUUAUGAGAGUUGUCGUCUUGCAACAGGAGUUGUAGAGGAGGCAGGGACAGGGGGACACCUCUCAGAGGGGCUUCAAGUAUGCCUGGACACAGCCAUGUUGAGGGACAAAUCAACAAACUUGUCAUUAAGCAAUACCCCUGCAGAUCUAUAGCCUCUAGUCACAAAUAGUACUAGCUGCAAUAAAGCAUUCAGUUUGGAAAGAGGAUAUGUUUGAAAUGGCAACAAUCCUUUUACCUGGACCUUCAACAGGACUACAGGACUUUUUGAUGCUGCAGGAGGCUGAGGUCAGUAAGGGUUUGGGGCAGGAGGAACAACUACCAGCAGAUUAUGCUGCUGAAGUUUUGCUAGUGUCUGGAAGAAAAAAAAAAAAAAAAAAAAAAAAAAAAUACAAUAAACAAAUCUUGUGGGAAGAUCUACCCUGAUGUGAAGCUUGUCGGCAAAGUCUGACAAGUAGUGCUUUCAGCUCAGGAAUUUAUUUGUACAAACCAGAAAAGGUCUCAGAGCACUCAUUAAUUUAACUGCGACCUGAAGGACGACAUAGCUGUAUGUGCUUCUGUUCCAGCAUGUCCAGUACAAAUCAGCCACAUUCACAUAGGUGAUAAUUUUACUGAGAAAUUGCACAGAGCAGUUUUGUAUGCAGGAGGUACUGCCCGAGCUCUGCUUAGUGCAUUGCAUAAUACUCCCACCCAGCCAUUCAGCAAAGCAGGGGGGCAGAGAGGGGGCUAGGGAACGUAGGAGGCUGCCUUUUGGGAACAUCCCCACGGCAAAUGCCCAGAAAUACCUGUACAAAUGGCCUUGGUCUUAAUAUGCCACACAUGGUCCAGCAGCAGGAGCACAUCUAUACAUGCUGUAUUUGACUCUACAGUGAUAAACCUGUGCUGCAGGAACCUGCUGUUGUAGGUUAGCCUGUCAGUAAACUAAACAAAAUUGGAUAUAUAGGGACAGAACGAGCAACUGUUCCCAGAGAGAGUGGGCAGCUUUUGGUCUCUAACCACCUCUUAUACUAAUUGAGACUAGCUUUUUUUUAUAUCUGAAGACAAGAGUGGGGAGAGGGAGUGAACUGAAGUACUCAGUUCCCUCGUUUUCCGUUAAAUUAAUGUUGUUUUGGACAAGUAUUGAGAAUGUUGAGAGUUUCACUGUGAGUAAGCAAAACCACAAGCAAUAUUUGCAUUGUCAUAUCAUAACUGCUAAAUAGUAAGUGUGCUUAAUGAUCACAAUUAAACUCUGCGCUUAUAGCAUUGCUCUUCCUGAAUACUGCCAAAUAAAGUCUGUCAGCAUUAUUAACGUCAGAGUGGCAGGCAGUACAAUUCACUAAAAGCUAAGCAGGUAUUCCUACCUUUAUAAUGAAGGUAGACGAAACUGUUUAUGUGCUUUACUCAAUAUAGUUUGGAUUACUGUGGCCGAGGAGUAAGAUAAGAGAGCAAUUAUGAAUGAGCAAGCUCUUGUAAUGCCCUGCUGGAAACAUACAAUUGUUUCCAUUGCAACACUGCAGCUGAGUAAGCACUACAGUACCAUCUCCUCCAACCUGGCUAGGAACAGUCAUGGUCCCUGGCGAUGCUGCAGAACAACACUCCCUCCUCACUCAUUUCCUACCAAACACACGUGUACUCAAGGCUGCUCCCUACCCAGAAGACUCCGCAUCUCACCAAGGAAUUGGUGAUCCUCCUCAGCUCUGCAGAACACUCCUUCUAGAAGGGACUAGACUCAGCUUUGCAUCAAUCAAGUGAAGCUCUCUGCUGACUGCAUGCUGUCACAGAAGCUGACCCUUGAGCCGAGGGAGCAGAGGUUGACAAGUCAGAAUUUACUUAAAAUGUGUGGAGAUGGAAGAAAUGGAUAUGACUGGUUCUGGUCCAGUUCUGCACCCCCCAGACUUGGUGCCGAUUCCACUGCCAAGACCGAUGUCACCUGUAGGCUGCCGACACUGUGUUGUGUGAGAUCAGCUUGCUCACUUGCUCCCCUGGACACUCAGGACUUAACCAUGUUUUAAGAAAGCCGAGAAGAAAAGGGGUCUUCUGACUGACUAAGGCCAUUUUUCCAAACAGGUUACAUAAAGGCAAACACUUUAUCUUUGAUUUGAUUAAAUUCAUUAGAAAUGAGUUUAGAUCAUCUCGGGCAUUCACAUAAACAACUACCACCCACUGUUUUCUUUCAUAAGCUUACUCUGCUGCUUAUUAAACACUCAAAUCAAUUGUCUUUUCUAAAUACCAUAGUAUUUUAUUGACGAGUGAUGGAAAAUGUAGUGGCUCCUCUGCAAAUAAACUAACUACAUGCAGUGACUGAGUAAAAA
Molecule: messenger RNA, 3890 nt
Organism: Tyto alba (common barn owl)
Lineage: Eukaryota; Metazoa; Chordata; Aves; Strigiformes; Tytonidae
Gene: NKIRAS1
Product: NFKB inhibitor interacting Ras like 1
Exons: 4
Coding region: 837-1412 (191 amino acids)
Biological process (GO): canonical NF-kappaB signal transduction
Molecular function (GO): GTP binding; GTPase activity
Source: RefSeq, a predicted model, not a curated record